Molecule: messenger RNA, 555 nt
Organism: Salmo salar (Atlantic salmon)
Lineage: Eukaryota; Metazoa; Chordata; Actinopteri; Salmoniformes; Salmonidae
Product: peptide Y
Biological process (GO): feeding behavior; neuropeptide signaling pathway
Cellular component (GO): extracellular region
Molecular function (GO): neuropeptide Y receptor binding; neuropeptide hormone activity
Source: RefSeq, a predicted model, not a curated record
AUAACAAGAACCAAGUGAAAACCGGUGAAGCAAGCCUGCCGCGAAGUGAGUAAAAAUGGCCAUCAUACUGAGACCCUGGUUGAUCCUCGUAGCCCUCCUCGUGUGCGUGCUGGUUAGUCUGGGCACCUUCGCAGAUGCCUACCCGCCCAAGCCUGUGAGCCCCGACAACAACGCGCCUCCGGAGGAAUGGGCCAGAUACAACACGGCGCUGCGACACUACAUAAACCUCAUCACUAGACAGAGGUAUGGGAAGAGGUCUUCCCCUGAGUCAGCUAUGGCGUGGUUGCUGUUUGGAGACGAGUCAGAAGGCGACCUAACACCACGUUCGGAAGGCAGUGAUCUAUGGUAAAUCUCGUACCUCUGGUGUACUGCUCUGCUGUUCCACUUAAAUGGCGGGCCUAAAAACAACUCAAACAGGCUGCUCAACUGGAAGCCUUCACUGGACUGUGCGGCCCACUACUUCUGUCCGACACGCAUGCAUCUCUCUCUCUCUCUCUCUCUCUCUCUCUCUCUCUCUCAUUGCUCAUCCUGUAAAUAAUGUGUUAUUAAAUAAUG